UUAUAAGUACAUAUUAAUAAGAAUAAUUUGAAAAUAAGUAUUUAAUAUAAUAAUUAUUUACGAUGCGUUGCAGAUAAUUAGUUCUUAUUUCAGAAUUAUUUAGAUUUGAUUUGUAAAUUGGGAAAAAGUUAAUAGUACCUAGCUCUUGUGAAGUAAAUUAUUAAACAUCAAGAAAUGUGAAAAUAGUUACUAUUAUUGUAUAUGAUUACUAAUUCGCAAUUAAUUGCGCGAAUUUAAGUUAUUGAACAUACUGCCAUGUAAUGUUUUUAAAGAAUAAUAUUUAUAUAUUGGUCUAUAAUAAUGCCCAGACGAAAGGGUCAAAACAAAGUAAACCAUAAUUUUGAUUUUACACUUAAUGACUGUGCAAAUGCUUGCAGUCCUGUAACAAGAAAGAACUCAAAGAAGCCUACAUUAAAUCCAGUCACUUAUCUUGCAUGGGAUGCACUAGAUGAUGAUGGUGAUAUAAUUGAAGAAAUUGAUUCUGAUGGUACUAAAGUUUUAGCUUACCGAAAAAAAAGAAUUGAUUCUGAUUUAGGUGUGAAUCAAAAUUCAGUUGGCAAUAUAUAUCCAGAAAUAGUAUGGUAUCUUAUUUCUCGAUACAUUAAGCCAGAGUGUAUUGGGUGUUUUGCAAGAAUAAACAAGGCUACAUAUGCAAUAACUAAACAGGAGUCAUUUUGGCGUUUAAUAUACAAGCGCUACUGUAAAGAUAACUAUACAGUUAUUCAAUUAUCGCAGAUAGAAGAUAACUACAGAUCAUAUGGUCUUCGUCAACAGAUAAUUUGUGAGCUGUAUCGGAAAUAUGAUGUAUUUUCCAAAAGAUUAAUUAAGGCUGGUGAUGAAAGUAAUCCAGUUAAACUUAUAAAAAGAAGGUGUGUCAGUGCAUGGUACAAAAAGAUUCCUAUGUCAUGGUCAGCCUUUUUUAAGAUGAAAAAGAUAUUGCCAUACCAAAGUAGGGCAAAAUUGAGUAUUAUUGAGGAAAUGGGAAGAAUUGAUGCCAAUCCUGAAGAAGAUACAAAAGUGUUAUGGAUAGUUUGUAAGUCCUGCCACAACAUUCCACCACUGAUGGGCAUGAUAUUGUCAUCAGUUAAUGUGUUUUUAUCCCAAGGCUAUGCCCAGCACAAAGUGAGAUUAGGAUUUAACAGUGGUCAAUAUGUGUCGGGGAAUAUUCAGCCAGAAUGUGUGAUUGAGUUUGACACUGUUGUCAGCAUAAAUGUUCUUGAUUGGUGGCACCCAAAGUAUCCUCAUUGUAAAGUCAGAGUACCGGCAUUGAUGGGUGAUGAAAAUGACAAACCCUUGCUUAGCAAAGAUUUCUUUGAUACAGAUUUGACUUAUGAAUAAAUGUUUCUAAAAAGUGUUGUUA
Molecule: messenger RNA, 1360 nt
Organism: Leptidea sinapis
Lineage: Eukaryota; Metazoa; Arthropoda; Insecta; Lepidoptera; Pieridae
Gene: fsd
Product: transmembrane protein 183-like
Exons: 3
Coding region: 301-1338 (345 amino acids)
Biological process (GO): regulation of protein stability
Cellular component (GO): SCF ubiquitin ligase complex
Source: RefSeq, a predicted model, not a curated record